Molecule: messenger RNA, 633 nt
Organism: Lymnaea stagnalis (great pond snail)
Lineage: Eukaryota; Metazoa; Mollusca; Gastropoda; Lymnaeidae
Source: the annotation of a GenBank genome assembly
AAGUUAAUGACAGUCAGAGUUUUCAUUCAAAUGAGUUGGCUGCAGAGAAAUCUUUCCUGGAAUCCAUCAGAAUAUCUGGCCAUCGAUCGGAUUAAGCUGGAGACGAACUCAAUUUGGUUACCAAACAUUAUCAUCCUUUCCGGCGAGAAAGGUGGCCAGAAAAUAGAAUUCCCCGAUAUCGCUCAACUUCACUCCGACGGGAACAUCACCCUCAGCACAACUACGUACGUCACGUUUCGUUGUGACAUCGACUUCGAUAAAUAUCCCUUCGAUUCCCAAGAAUGUCAUUUUGGAUUCUACUUUGACGACGUCAAUCCUCCUCACAUCGACGUGGUUCCGUGGAACGCCAGUGCAGAGUUUAAGAGCGAUUCCUACGCUGUGACCGGCGAGUGGUACAUUCUGGAUUUCAGCACGGAGCUCUUCACAGACUUCAACAAUGAGUCAUGGCCUCGCUAUCACUUCAAGGUCAAACGGCGCUCGACUUAUUACGUCAUCACUGUCGUCUUCCCCUUGAUCUUGACGUCUGCAAUGAUACCUCUCGUGUUCUUGAUGCCGCCAGAAAAUGGGGAAAAGGUCUCGUACCUGGUGGCGGUCUUCACUUCAACUGCCAUUUUCCUGAACUUCAUUAGGUAA